AUGAAAGGUAUUUUACGAUUUGGAAAGAAAGGAAAGUCGAGUCCUCGUUUUAUUGGACCAUUAAAGAUUCUGGAGCAAAUUGGCCCUGUGGCGUAUGGUUUAGCAUUGCCACCAUCCCUCUCUGCAGUUCAUGACGUGUUCCAUGUUUCGAUGUUAAGAAAGUACGUGACAAAUCCAUCUCAUGCAGUGGAUUACGAGUCAUUAGAGAUUGAUGAAAAUUUGAGUUAUGCAGAACAACCAGUUGAGAUUUUGGCUAGAGAGGUAAAGAUGCUGAGAAACAGAGGGAUUCCUUUAGUUAAAGUCUUAUGGCAGAAUCACAAAGUUGAAGAGACUUAG
Cucumis melo (muskmelon) is the source of this 336-nucleotide messenger RNA. RefSeq lists its product as uncharacterized. The transcript has a single exon. Lineage: Eukaryota; Viridiplantae; Streptophyta; Magnoliopsida; Cucurbitales; Cucurbitaceae. The record is from RefSeq and is a predicted model, not a curated record. Bases 1 to 336 code for a protein of 111 amino acids.